GUUUUUUUUUUGUUUUUUUUUUUUUUUUUUUUUNAACGGCCUACGGUAGUAGAAUUGAAUUUGUCCUCUCGGAAAGCUCGGUUGAUUAAUUAAGAAAUCAAUUGAGAGAAGAUAGGAAGAAGCUUGGCAGGCAUGGAGGAGCAUCAGCUUAACCGACAAUUUUCUGACCACUCAAAGCGAACGCCGCCAUCCUCCGCCCACUCCACCACCCGCCUCGAGAAGGUCCUCUCCGACCCCGACCUUCCCUGGCUCGACCGGUUCUCCACCGCCACGUGGAUCGAGCUCAACCUCCUCUUCCGCCUCGCCGCCCCCUCCGUCGCCACCUACCUCAUCAACAACGCCAUGUCCGUCUCCACCCGCAUCUUCACCGGCCACCUCGGCAACCUCCAGUUCGCCGCCGCCACCCUAGGCAACGACGGCAUCCAGCUAUUCGCCUACGGCCUCCUCCUGGGGAUGGGCAGCGCCGUCGAGACGCUGUGCGGGCAGGCGUACGGCGCGCGGCGGUACGAUAUGCUCGGCGUGUACAUGCAACGGGCCACGGUGGUGCUCCUCCUCUUCAGCCUCCCGAUCGUGGCCGUCUACCUCCUCUCCCGGCCCCUCCUCCUCCUCAUCGGCGAGUCGGAGCGGGUGGCGGCGCUGGCGUCGGUCUUCGUCUACGGCCUCAUCCCACAGGUGUUCGCCUACGCCGUCAACUUCCCGAUCCAGAAGUUCCUCCAGGCGCAGAGCAUCGUGAUGCCGGGCGCGUUGAUCUCACUCGCGGCGCUGGGGGCCCACCUGGUGGUCUGCUGGGCCGCGGUUUACAAGGUUGGGAUGGGCCUGCUGGGGGCGUCCCUGGUGCUGAGCCUGUCGUGGUGGGUCAUUGUGGGGGCCCAAUUUGCGUACAUUGUGGCCAGCCCAAGGUGCAGGGAGACGUGGACAGGGUUCAAGUGGGAGGCGCUGACCGGCCUGUGGGAGUUCGUGAAGUUGUCAAUUGCAUCGGCGGUGAUGUUGUGCUUGGAGACGUGGUACUUUCAGGUACUAGUCCUCAUUGCGGGGCUCGUGGAUAACCCUGAGCUUGCCUUGGACGCACUCGCUGUGUGUAUGUCGCUGAGUGACCUAAUGUUCAUGGUAUCGGUGGGGUUCAAUGCUGCAGCUAGCGUGAGGGUGGGGAAUGAGACGGGGGCGGGCCACCCCAAGUCGGCGGCUUUCUCGGUGGUGAUUGUGACUCUUGUCUCCUUCAUAGUGGCGGUGGUGGCGGCCGCCGUCGUUCUAUACCAGCGCCACGUCAUCAGCUACAUAUUCACCGGAGGCGAGACGGUGGCAAACGCCGUGUCCGACCUCUGUCCGCUGCUGGCAGUCACCCUCCUGCUAAAUGGAAUCCAACCAGUCUUGUCCGGGGUGGCUGUGGGCUGCGGAUGGCAAGCGUUUGUGGCUUACGUAAACAUAGGUUGUUACUAUGUCGUUGGAAUCCCUCUUGGAUGCCUUCUUGGAUUUAAAUUCAACCUUGGCGUCAAGGGAAUUUGGUCCGGCAUGAUAGGAGGAACGGCUAUGCAAACACUCAUAUUGCUCUGGGUUACAUUUCGUACGGAUUGGAACAAAGAGGUGGAGAAUGCAAAGAAGCGUUUGGACAAGUGGGAAGAAAUCAAACAACCUCUUCUCAAGUGAGCAGAUACAAAAGGUGAUGUUGCAGACUUAUGAUUUAUAGAUAUCCAGAGGUC
Messenger RNA from Striga asiatica, 1697 nucleotides. The record is from the annotation of a GenBank genome assembly. NCBI's taxonomy places the organism in Eukaryota, Viridiplantae, Streptophyta, Magnoliopsida, Lamiales, Orobanchaceae.